This is a messenger RNA of Chenopodium quinoa (quinoa), 627 nucleotides long. RefSeq names its product cold-regulated 413 plasma membrane protein 2-like. Gene Ontology annotation, cellular component: membrane. NCBI's taxonomy places the organism in Eukaryota, Viridiplantae, Streptophyta, Magnoliopsida, Caryophyllales, Amaranthaceae. The record is from RefSeq and is a predicted model, not a curated record.
AUGGGCAGAGGAGUGAAUUAUAUGGCAAUGACAACUGAACUAGCAGCGGCCAAUUUGAUCAAUUCCGACAUCAAUAAGCUCAAGAUCGCUAUCAUGACACUCAUUCAUGAUGCUACUAGACUCGGCGGUACUUCAGGAUUUGGAACUCAUUUUCUUAGAUGGCUAGCCUCUCUGGCUGCUAUUUACUUGUUGAUCCUGGAUCGCACAAAUUGGAAAACCAACAUGCUCACAUCACUCUUAGUACCAUACAUAUUCCUCAGUCUUCCUUCUGGCCCCUUUUACCUUCUAAGUGGUGAGGUUGGGAAAUGGAUUGCUUUUGUCGCGGUUGUUCUAAGGUUAUUCUUCCACCGCCGCUUCCCAGGUAUAUAUCGUCUUCUAAACUCAAUACUCCUUGUAUCAGCUCAUGAAAUCAUUCGAAAUAACAAUUGACACAAAUUAAAGGAUAGUUGGAUGGGAGUUGUAAUUCUGUUAAUCAUAGGGUGUUAUUUGCUGCAAGAACACAUCAGGGCAACUGGUGGUCUCAGAAAUUCGUUCACUCAAAGCCAUGGAAUUUCCAAUACAAUUUGGUCCAUGGUUGAAAAAACAGAGAAAGGGGGAAAUUGCAGCUCAAAAGUGCUUGAUAAAUAA